Messenger RNA from Aspergillus tanneri, 2802 nucleotides. RefSeq names its product putative LON domain serine protease. Gene Ontology annotation, molecular function: ATP hydrolysis activity; ATP binding; ATP-dependent peptidase activity. Gene Ontology annotation, biological process: protein targeting to peroxisome; protein processing; protein catabolic process. The coding region runs from base 1 to 2802 and encodes 933 amino acids. The transcript is spliced from 3 exons. Gene Ontology annotation, cellular component: peroxisomal matrix. The record is from RefSeq and is a predicted model, not a curated record. NCBI's taxonomy places the organism in Eukaryota, Fungi, Ascomycota, Eurotiomycetes, Eurotiales, Aspergillaceae.
AUGGGCUCCAACCACGGCAGGACCACCAAGCUGCCCUUGGUGCCACUCCCGAAGGGUUCGGUUCUACUCCCGGGAGUUACACUACGCAUCCCGGUCAUCAACCGCCCGGAUAUUUCGAAUCUUCUUUCCUCUCUACUGGACCGGACGGCCCCCUCCAAGCGCGAUGGCAAUACGAUCACGUUUGGUUGCGUUCCCCUUGGCUCUCCUUUCCUAAGCAAAGAUGGCCAGCACCUAAUCGACAACGGAAGUUUGGAUGACGAGAAGAAAGAAGAGUAUGAUUUAGUUGAAGCAAGUCAGGCUAGGAAGGAAGAUCUCUUUCGAUAUGGUACCGUUGGAAAGGUGAUUGGUGUUCAGCGCCGUGCUUACUCGGAGGCGUCGCUGGUGGUUCAAGGAGUCCAACGUUUCACUAUCAGACGGGUCACUAGAGAGAGACCUUUCUUCGAAGCAGAGGCAAUCCUUCUUGACGAUAAAGAUUCCGUCUCCAGCGAUGCAGAGACCACCGAACUUUUCCAGCAACUGAGACAGCUUUCGCGCGAACUUCUUACCCUACUACGCCUUUCGUCGCUAUUGCCUUCCCCAUCAACUCGCUUGUCGCCUCUCAUUGCUCGGAAAUUCGAGCUCUUCAUCUCCAAGACUGACCUCUCACAGGCCGGAAAACUGGCAGAUUUUAUGGCCGAUGUUGCUGACCCUGGAUUUGAGGAAAAACUUCGGAUUCUGGCGUCGUUGGACGUACGAACCCGACUGGAAAGGGUCGUCGAAAUUCUUGGAAAGCAUGUCCAGAAUAUCAAAAGUAGCGUCAAAGUUACCACCAUCUCGACGAACAGUUUUCCACCAGCAGGGUUUGAUAUCAACCAGAUCGACCCACGUGAUCGCGAGCUUCUGGCGAGACGGGCCAUGGCUGGCCUCACGGGCCUGACACCACCAGGAGCCAACGCAAGCGGGAGAAGCGGUGACAGUGAUGAUAAGGAGGCGAACGAAGUUGACGAACUUCAGCAGAAGCUACAGGAGGCGCAGCUUAGCCCAGAGGCUAGGAAAGUUGCCGAUAAAGAGCUGCGGCGCCUACGCAAGAUGAACCCGGCAAACGCGGAAUACGGUGUGUGCCGGACAUAUCUCGAAAACAUUGCGGAUAUCCCAUGGAUGAAAGUCACCGAGGAUCAGCUCGGGCCUGAGACUUUGAAGAGGGCUAGACAACAGUUGGACGAUGAUCACUACGGACUGGAGAAGAUUAAGAAGAGACUUCUUGAAUAUCUGGCUGUCCUGAGGCUCAAACAAUCCACCAACCAGGAGGUUGAACGUCAAAUUAUUAAAUUGACGAAAGAUCUCGAUGCGGCGGAUCAUGGAGACCUCGAAAAGGAUCUCCCCGCUCUAUCGGAGGCAGACCGCGUCGCCAUUGAAGCAAAGCUGCACCUUCUCAAAUCUAGAAAGAUGACUGACAAAUCUCCGAUCUUGUUACUUGUUGGGCCUCCUGGCACCGGAAAGACCAGUCUUGCAAGAUCUGUGGCCACCUCGCUUGGGCGCAAGUUCCACAGAAUCUCUCUUGGCGGUGUCAGAGACGAGGCUGAGAUUCGAGGCCACCGGAGAACUUACGUUGCCGCAAUGCCGGGGUUGAUUGUCAGCGGCCUGAAAAAAGUUGGCGUCGCGAACCCAGUAUUUUUACUGGACGAAAUUGACAAAGUUGGCGGUGCCAACUUCCAGGGCGACCCGUCCGCGGCAAUGCUGGAGGUUUUGGACCCUGAGCAGAACCAUUCGUUCUCCGAUCAUUACAUCAAUAUUCCUAUUGAUUUGAGUAAGGUUCUCUUCAUAGCCACCGCUAACUCUUUGGAUACUAUUCCUGCGCCAUUGCUUGACCGUAUGGAGACCAUUUCGUUGUCUGGCUACACGACUGUCGAGAAGCGACACAUAUCCAAGAGGCAUUUAAUUCCUAAGCAGGUGAGAUCCAAUGGGCUUUCGGAAGGCCAAGUCAUUCUUUCCGAUGAAGUGAUCGACAAAACUAUCACUUCGUACACACGUGAGUCCGGAGUACGCAAUCUAGAGCGUGAGCUUGGCUCGAUCUGUCGCUAUAAAGCUGUUCAAUAUGCAGAUGCUGGGGAUGCAGGCCACUCCGAUACGUACAACCCCAUUGUCACUAUGGAUGAUCUGGAGGAGAUUCUUGGAAUUGAGCGGUUCGAUGAGGAGAUUGCCGAGAAACACGGCCGUCCAGGUGUCGUCACCGGCCUUGUCGCCUAUUCCACCGGAGGCCAAGGCAGCAUCUUGUUCAUCGAGGUUGCGGAUAUGCCAGGAAACGGUCGUGUUCAACUUACUGGAAAGCUGGGAGACGUGCUGAAAGAGAGUGUAGAAGUGGCCCUCACGUGGGUUAAGGCACACUCGUACGAGCUCGGAUUGACUCCGGAUCCCAACGAAGAUAUCAUGAAGAGUCGCAGCCUGCACGUUCACUGUCCGUCAGGAGCCAUCCCGAAAGAUGGACCAUCUGCUGGACUUGCGCACACAAUUGGUUUGAUCUCGUUGUUCGCAGGCAAGGCUGUCCCUCCGCAUCUUGCAAUGACUGGUGAGGUGUCUCUUCGCGGCAGGGUACUGCCUGUCGGGGGGAUCAAAGAGAAGCUUAUUGGUGCACUGCGUGCUGGCGUGAAGACGGUCCUCUUACCGUACCAGAACCGGAAAGAUGUUAAGGAUGUCCCGCGAGAGGUCAGCGAUGGCCUCGAGAUUACCUACGUCAAGCAUAUCUGGGAGGCCAUCCAUCAAGUGUGGCCUGAUGCUCACUGGCCUGGUCAACACAAUAUGAACUUUGUUGAGAGCCGACUGUAA